AUGGAGGAGUCACAGCCCUUACUUGGUCAUGUCGCCGAAUGCGAGAUCCAUGCUACAAGUCAAACAUUGGUAGACUUUGAUCCAAAGGGCGACGCAGAAAAUCCUCUAGAAUGGCCGAAAGCUUACAAGAAUGGCGUUGUUGCGCUGCUCGCUUUUAUGGCAUUCACAGUAACGUUUACGUGUAUUGGUGUUGUUCCAGUUGCUGAUCAAAUUGUUCUUGAUCUAAAAGGCAAGGAGGAUAAAUCAGCAAGUGUCCUCCUUGUCACCGUUUGGGAACUUGGAGAAGCUGCUGGUCCUCUUCUUAUAGCGCCACUUUCAGAGAUAUAUGGACGAUACAUCGUUUUCAACAUCGCAAAUGUCGUCUUCAUUCUCGCUACGAUACUGUCCGCCCUCAGUCAAUCUUCUAGCAUGUUCAUCUUUACUCGGUUCCUCACUGGCUUUGCCGUAGCAUCAAACGUGCUGAAUCCGGCAAUCAUCGGCGAUAUUUUCAAAUCCGAAGAGCGAGCCUCUGGGAUGUCACUGAUUAUGCUCGCUCCCUUGCUCGGGGGUGCCAUUGGACCUGCAAUCAGUGGAGCUAUUGCGGAAACUCUUGGGUGGCGCAAUAUUCUUUAUAUGGCUGCACUGGUGGCCAUCGUAUGCGAAGUUGCCUUUUUCACUCUUCUUCGGGAAACUUAUAAGGUCCCGAUUCUCCAGCGUCGUGCAGCACGCUUAAGAGAGGAGACUAAAGACGAGUCAUUGAGGUGUGCGUAUGACGGAAAAAGUGAAGUCUUGGGCUGGGCAGCAUUACGGACGGCUAUUACCAGACCUGUGAUCAUUCUUUUUGAUUCUUUUGUGCUACAAAUCCUUUCCUUUUAUGGUGGGCUAGUCUUCACCUUAUACUAUGUCAUGGCGACUACCUUUCCGACGGUCCUUAGAGAGGUGUACGGAUUCUCUCCUGCUAAAGUCGGCUCAUCCUUCUUGGUAUUCAGUAUUGGUGCUACAUGUGGGAUUGUCAUUUGCAAUCUUCUCGUAGAUCGCAUAUAUAUUAGUUUGGGGAAGUCUCGUGGAGGAGUCGCUCUUCCGGAGUAUCGAAUGCCGCUCCUGAUCGUGGCAUCUGUAUGCUUACCAUUUAUGAUCGCACUUUAUGGUUGGACCCCAUAUGUCCAUUGGCCAUUGGUAGUGCUCUUGAUAGCCGUUGCGUUAAUUGGUGUACUCAUUAUCGUCUGCUGGGUACCGUUGGCUUCAUACGUCGUAGACGCCUUCGGUCUGUACGCUGCAUCGGCGAUGACUAUGACGAUUAUCUUCCGUGGUGUGGUAUCGACGCUGGUCCCACUUGCUAUCCCCGCUCUGACGGGUGCAGUUGGAUUAGGAUAUUGCUUCGUUAUCAUGGGAGCGAUUAUGUUUGCCCUCAUUCCUUUGCCAUUGCUGGUUACAGUCUAUGGAAAGCGUUGGCGAAGUACAUCUAAAUACACCAACAGCGAAUUGGCUUGA
Messenger RNA from Glarea lozoyensis ATCC 20868, 1470 nucleotides. RefSeq names its product MFS general substrate transporter. Gene Ontology annotation, molecular function: transmembrane transporter activity. Bases 1 to 1470 code for a protein of 489 amino acids. The transcript has 2 exons. NCBI's taxonomy places the organism in Eukaryota, Fungi, Ascomycota, Leotiomycetes, Helotiales, Helotiaceae. Gene Ontology annotation, biological process: transmembrane transport. The record is from RefSeq and is a predicted model, not a curated record.